AUGACUCCGUCCUACAACAUUGCCUCUAUUCCCGGAGACGGCAUUGGCCCCGAGGUCGUCAGCGCCGCUAUCCAAGUGGUCGAAAAAUUAGCGAAAAAGCUGGGAACUUUUCAAAUCGAAUUCACUCAUAUUCCCUGGGGAACUACAUACUACAAACAAACCGGCCGAUAUAUCUCAGAAGAUGCACUAGACACCUUGCGCAAAUUCGAUGCAGGGAUCUUUGGCGCUGUUGGUGCUCCUGACGUCCCUGAUCAUAUCUCACUGUGGGGCCUUCUCCUUGCCAUCAGAGGCCCUCUUCAACUAUACGCCAAUGUCCGACCGGUGCGAACUUUCCCAGGAACUAAAUGUCCACUCAACACCGCAACCGAAGGGAUCGAUUGGAUGCUGGUUCGUGAGAAUUCCGAAGGCGAGUAUGCAGGCCAAGGAGGUCGAUCGCAUGUUGGACAGCAAUGGGAAGCUGCCACUGAAGUGGCCAUUUUCACCCGUGUCGGCAUUGAACGAAUCAUGCGAUUUGCCUUUGAAACCGCCCAGUCACGGCCUCGAAAGCUCUUGACGGUGGUGACCAAGAGUAACUCGAUGCGCCACGGAAUGGUCCUUUGGGAUGAAAUUGCAACUGCUGUGGCAAAAGAUUUCCCGGAUGUAACUUGGGAUAAGAUGCUGGUGGAUGCCAUGACUGUUCGCAUGGUGGCUAAGCCUCAGUCCAUUGAUACCAUUGUCGGCACCAACUUGCAUAUGGAUAUUCUUUCCGAUCUUGCUGCUGCUUUGGCGGGAUCAAUUGGUGUUGCGCCAUCGAGUAAUUUGGAUCCCACGCGCAAGAAUCCGUCUCUCUUCGAGCCUGUCCAUGGCAGUGCGUUCGAUAUCACUGGGAAGGGAAUCGCCAAUCCGGUCGCUACAUUCUGGUCUGCUGCGGAGAUGCUCAAGUGGAUUGGCGAGAAGGAUGCAGCCGAGAAGCUGAUGACUUGUGUGGAGAAUGUCUGUGCUGCGGAUGUUUUGACGCCAGAUCUGGGUGGUACAUCCAACACCCAGGGAGUUGUAGACGCGGUAUUUGCAGAAAUCGAGAAGAUCAACGCAUGA
Messenger RNA from Penicillium subrubescens, 1074 nucleotides. Its product is annotated as isocitrate/isopropylmalate dehydrogenase family protein. Gene Ontology annotation, molecular function: oxidoreductase activity, acting on the CH-OH group of donors, NAD or NADP as acceptor; NAD binding. The transcript has 2 exons. The coding region runs from base 1 to 1074 and encodes 357 amino acids. NCBI's taxonomy places the organism in Eukaryota, Fungi, Ascomycota, Eurotiomycetes, Eurotiales, Aspergillaceae. The record is from RefSeq and is a predicted model, not a curated record.